AGGGAAACGUGUCACCAGCCGGGCUCUGGGAACUCCGCGGCCGCCUGGCUUGUUGACUCGCGCUGGAGAGGACUUGAGGCUGGACGGGACCCGGCGGAGGGCAGAGCUGGGAGAGGACGGAGGAGGGAGAGCCGGGCAGAGCGCGGCGGGGAGAGCCGUCCAAGUCCCUCAUUUCUCUCCGGUGUUGACUAAAUUUGUGGUUUUAAGAAACCCGACAGCCUGAAGGCAGCAGCCCUGGGAGAAGCCCUUUCUGUGGGCAGUCAGAACCUUCUGGUCCAGAGGAGAAGCUGUCCCCUCACCUGGACUUAUGACCCGCGGCCUUGCCCCCAGCCUGCCCAUCGAGUUCCACAAAAUGGGCUCCUUCCGCAGGCCCAGACCGCGCUUCAUGAGCUCCCCGGUGCUCAGCGACCUGCCCCGGUUCCUAGCCACCCGGCAGGCCUUGCAGCUGAGCUCCAACUCGGCCUGGAACAGCGUGCAGACUGCCGUGAUCAACGUCUUCAAAGGCGGAGGCUUGCAAAGCAACGAGCUCUAUGCACUGAACGAAAACAUCAGGAGGCUGCUGAAGAGUGAACUUGGAUCGUUCAUUACUGACUAUUUCCAGAACCAGCUUCUUGCAAAAGGACUGUUGUUUGUGGAGGAGAAGAUUAAGCUGUGCGAAGGUGGAAAUCGCAUUGAGGUUCUGGCUGAAGUCUGGGACCACUUCUUCACUGAGACUCUCCCCACCCUGCAGGCGAUAUUUUACCCAGUUCAGGGCCAGGAGCUGACCAUCCGCCAGAUCUCCCUGCUGGGCUUCCGUGAUCUGGUCCUGCUGAAGGUGAAGCUGGGUGACUUGCUGCUGCUGGCUCCAUCCCAGCUGCCCUCAUCCAUUGUCCAGAUGUUACUCAUCCUGCAGAGUGUUCAUGAGCCCACAGGCCCCAGCGAGGGUUAUUUGCAGCUGGAGGAGCUGGUGAAGCAAGUGGUUUCUCCUUUCCUGGGCAUCAGCGAGGACCGCGGCUUCCCAGGCCCCGUGCACACACUGGCCAGGCGCCACUCCCGGGUCCGGCCCAAGUUCACCGUCCUGAACUAUGGCUCCCCGAUGACCGCCACCAGCCGGCCCCUGAACGAGAUGGCGCUGACCCCGCUGACGGAGCAGGACGGGGAGGCCUACCUGGAGAAGUGUGGCAGUGUCCGGCGGCACACGGUGGCCAACGCCCACUCUGACAUCCAGCUGCUGGCCAUGGCCACCAUGAUGCACUCGGGCCUGGGCGAGGAGCCUGGCGGGGAGGACCCGUGCCUGCUCCUGCCGCCCCGCUUCUCCCCGCCCCACCGCCAGUGCUCCAGCGAGCCCAGCAUCACCGACAGCCCGGAGCAGCUGGAGGGGGAGGCCGGGGGCAGCCAGGGGGACUCGGAGCUGAACUGUGCGUCCCUCCGCUGAGCGCCGCCUCCGGGACUUCCCAGCUCCUGCCUCGCAACCGGAGGAGGAGGGCUCCAUCCUGGGCAUCACCGCAGGCUCUUCUGGGCAGUGCUGCCUUACGUCUUUUCGGGUACAGGCCUCGUGGAUGUGUCCUGGGGGACAUCCCUGUUGUAAACCUCUCCAUGUCUGUGGCUGUGACCACCUCUCUGCAGCUGCACAGACCAGCUGCCCAGUGUUCUCUUUCUGCCUUCCAGCCUUGCCUGUCCGAUGCCCCUAGUAACAUUCCCCAGUGCCCUUGGCAUUGCUGUAGCAGGAGGUUGUCUGAGCCACACACACAGCCAGCAGGGAUGGGGUGCCGUCCCCUUAGGUCUGGUGAUAGAGGCCGGUGGGUGAGAAGAUACCUCUUCUCCCUGCUUUUGUGUGUGGGAGCGAAAGGAGGCAGCCCGACCACGCAGGGCUCUGGGAAGUGCCUUCCUUAUUUUAGUGUCAGAAUUACUGGGAGAGAGUUGCCCCACUGGAGCUGGGGGUCCACCCUCACCUACACCAGGCCGCCAGGCUGGAGAAUCCCAGUCUCUGAUGCACCUCAGCAUUUCCCCCUGAGCUUGCUCCCAGCCUCACAGAACUAACCUCCCAGGAGAGUCGCUGGUGCCUCUAUCCCUCUCUUACUUCAGAAACUGACCACUUUCCUGUUGUGGGUGAAGGGCCUGCUGAUACCAACCAACUGGUCUUGUUCCUGGAUUUGACUUGAAUUUUUUAAAUGCGCAUUGUUUAAAGAAAUUGCACAUAUUUGCACGUGGGACCUUGCACUGCUCCUUCCCGGUGGGUGCGUCUUCAAGCUAAGAAAUCGGCACACUCUCUGGGGAGGUGGUGCGGGUGGGAGUGAUCCCUGCUGGGCAGGAGCUGCUGGAUUUGAAUCCAGAACUGCCUGUGUGUCAGUGUUGUGAUGUCUAGGAGAAGCUGCAGGGAGGGAGACAGCUCACCUCCUGAGCAGAGGGUUGCAGCAAAUGGAAUGUCUCAGUGCUUACAGCGGGGGAGGUGGGGGGAUGUAGGUAGGACCCUUUGGAGAGAUGUUCCUUCCCUGUGGUUAAAGAAGUACCCAGAAGUGCCUGAAACUGCUAACAUGUUAGGUCUCCAAAUGCCGUUAGGGCUGCAGGCUUUGACAAUGCCGUGUCCUUAACACUGCUCCCUCCAGGCCCGGGCUUGUUAUCCACCUCGACCCUCUGUUCUCCCUGUGGCUGCCUGUGGGCCCCACUCCUAACAGCUUCAGAAGAAAGGAGAAGGCUCCCCCUGGACUCUUCUGGCACCUUCUAGGUAUCCUGUUGGGCUUGGAAACUUUGUUACUGAAAUCUCAGAGACGUUGGGCUUCGAAGCUCGGCCUCGAAUGUGCCUGGGAGAGGGUGAGGACGGUGGCGGGGAAGGACCUCCUGACUCUGCAGCAUUUCCCUUCUGGGCGGAGAUCUGGACGACCACCCACGUGGUCUAUCUGAUGGCUUGUAAUUUGGAAAUUGCGCUUAACACUUUGUUUCAUGUUCAUCCUUCUACAAGAGUGACAGAAGAGAAAUGUCCAAAGCAGAUCUGAGAAUUUCAAACCGACAGAAAACGUCCUGGUGUGUGUGUUGGAUGACGUCCGCAGGCUAACACGCGUUAGCGGGUGGAACAUCAGUAGGUGUCACCACAAUGAGUUGUUUAACCCAUGGCUUCCGUCCUUCAGUGCACUGAGCACUUGGGACUGGUAUUUACUGAUCCAGGCAACAGAUGAAUCAUGCUGGGUGUUUUGUUUUUUUUUAGUUUACAACAUUAACAAUACCUAUGUUUUAAAUGCCUUUUCCAUACAAUGACCCCAUGCAGAUAGCCGUCAGCAGUUAGACACGGGAGCUCUUAGGCUGAGAAGGGCCUGCCGGUCCAGACCCUGUGAACUUGAUUUUGCUAAUGACUGUUAGCCCGUUUACAUCACCUUUGAUGCACACACCUGCUGCCUGUACCGUGAGUACUUCCGACUGUACCUGAAACAGUCUGACUGGCGGCCACGGGCAUUCUCGCUCUGGAGCUGGUGCGGGAGUGGGAGCACCGGUGCGGUCACCGCGGUCGCUCUCCUUCCAGAGAUGAAGGUGCAUUUUCCUUGUUUGAGCGAGGACCUUCCUGUGGCUGAGGUUCAGGGACAGGAAGCGAUCACUGUAAGCUCGGAGUGAGCUCACAACCCAACACCUCUCAUGUUGUCUGUUUCCAAAGCGGGUUCAAUAAACAUCAUUUCGUACACGUUACCUGCCCUGAGUCCGUGCGGCGGUGCCUUGCGUGGUAUCUGUUAGGCGCCCUGUCCUCACACUCUGCCCCCGUUUUCCUGUCCCCUUCCCCCCUUCCCUCCAGGGUUGGGCAGCAGCCUCGCCCCAGCCAGUCUCCCAGGGUUUUGUUUGCCAUCCUUGUCUGGAUUGACAGUCA
Molecule: messenger RNA, 3829 nt
Organism: Molossus molossus (Pallas's mastiff bat)
Lineage: Eukaryota; Metazoa; Chordata; Mammalia; Chiroptera; Molossidae
Gene: PRR5L
Product: proline rich 5 like
Exons: 9
Coding region: 308-1414 (368 amino acids)
Biological process (GO): TORC2 signaling
Cellular component (GO): TORC2 complex
Source: RefSeq, a predicted model, not a curated record